Pelobates cultripes (western spadefoot toad) is the source of this 39108-nucleotide messenger RNA. The record is from the annotation of a GenBank genome assembly. NCBI's taxonomy places the organism in Eukaryota, Metazoa, Chordata, Amphibia, Anura, Pelobatidae.
AUGGGAAAUAUUUGGAAAGUUGCAUUCAUUUUUUUCAUUUUUAAGUUCUUUAUUUUAAAGACUGAAGGGUGAGUGCUGUUACAUAUUUAUUUUAUUUUUACCUUGCGGUAAAUUUUAACUAUUUGUAAUUAUCUUUACAUUUUUGAAACAUUUUAAUAUAUUGGAGAUUAUUAUGUAUUAUGAUUCUACUCAAUGUAAUAUUGAAAUUGCAUGCAGAACAUCGGCUUGGUGCUGCAAUAAUUGAAAUAUCUCUUUGGAUAAUAUAUUUACGAACAUUUGAAGAGUAAUUCUACUGAGAUCUAUUUGAAAUAUAAUUGCUUUUAGUUAAAAGAACAUGUUAGGCACCAAUACAUAUUUAUCCAGUGUGUUGAUAAGGCUACAGUUAGAUAUGCUGAGUGGGUUUUAAUUAAUUGUAAUAAUAUUUAUUGAAGUAUUGAUCUGUUUGCACCACAUUACUAUAGUACAUGGUUUUGUAUUUACAUGCUACUGGAAACUGUAGUUCUGUGUUAAGUUUUCCAAAAUAUGGUAAUGGGUAGUCUGUUUUGAGGCUGGGAUCUUCUCUCAAAAUUUGUAUUUUUUCCCUUUUCUAAUAUUUGUUCUUUUUGGGUUAUGCCCAUAUUACCCAUUUUGUUCCACAAGACUGUGGAUUUAGACUUUCUCUUUCUCCUUAGUCUUGGUUUUUCAAUUUUCUGUUCCUCCUCUAACUCUACCUCUUCUGAUAAUCUCCCAAAAUUCUAUAAAAAAAAGAUUAAAUCAAGUUUGGAGAUAUCUUCAUUGGAGAAUUAUAUUAAAAAACAAAUGAUUCCAAGGGGAUUAAGUGUCCGGAACAUAACAUCUUCUUAUACUGAGAAAACUGAGCGAGUGGGAGUCUGCGGCGUGUGCAUGUUCAAGACGCUUUAUGGAAAUUAUAAUUAAAUAUGAAAAAGAGAGAUUGCUGGAAAUUAAUUCAAAAUUAUAGGAAGAGAUUGACAAGGUUAAACGGUAUCGAGCUGAUCCAGAAUUUAUCCAAUAUGAGACCAAACUAAAGAAUAAUCUGGACAAAUUCCAACACACUAUAAAAAUAUGGAAACAUCAGAAAUGUGUAAGAGACUCUAAGGACUACCAAAGUGGCAAUGUCUAUAGGCAUUUUACACGCAGAGUGAGAACAAAUUCUGAAAACUAUCUCACCUCAGACUAUGAGUCCUCAGACACUGAUAAUGAUGAAUCAGCAAGACAGUCACAACCUCACCUCCACUCUCAGCCACAGACUCCCACUCCCUCCACACAGCAUAACCCCAAAGGUAUCAUAAAGAAAGGUGUCAAUUUUUUACAGGAAGGGAUACCAAUUUGCAAGAACUGGUAUCCAUCACAAGACAGGGGGUGCCAGAAGGGGAGAAAGAAAGGGGGGGGAGAGAUUCUAGGUUCCAAUCGGCAUACAAUAGUUGCUGCCAAUUUGAGAAUCAUUAAUCUCCUACAUUUUUUUUCUAAGUCAUGACCACCUUGCAUUGCUUGAGAAAGGACUAUCUUUUGUUCCCGUUCCACUUUUUGACAAAUUCACAUGGGUUAAAGACUUACAUCUUUUAGUCGGAAGUUGGCACUUCAUAAGUACAACCAAAUAAACAAAUAGAAAAAGGCAAGAUCACAUGAGAUGUCCACUACUAAAUAUGAAUGAUGACUCUGAUGGAAUUAUGGGAAGAAAAUAAUGAGGAUUAUUCCCCAAACUAUACUGAUCUCAAACCAAAAAGUCGGUUUACCCCUACCUAGGGAACUAUAGAAAUAUUGACCUUUUCUUAGAAACGAUGAAAAAGUAAAUAGAAAAGAUAAAUAUUAGAAGCUUAGAUUUUUAUACGAAUAAUAAUCUAUCUAAAAAGAACAGCAGGCUUUGAGAUCCCUUAAAAAUGACAACAACCUUAUUAUAAAGCCAGCACACAAGGGGGGCAAUAUUGUACUUAUAAAUUCAAGAAACUAUAUUGAAAUGGUGGAGAGAGUAUUGGGUGAUGGGGACACUGAUAGGGUCCUUAAAUCGGAUCCCACUAAUGACUUUCUACAAAAAUAUAAAGAAAUUCUUGGCAGGGGCCGCAGUGAAGGCUUGUUAUCGGGUAACGAGUAUGAAUUCAUUCUAUAUCAUCACCCAAGGAUAGCGACCUUUUACUGCCUGCCCAAAGUCCACAAAAGUCUUUCUUCACCUCCAGGUCGCCCCAUUGUGCCAGGCAUUGAAAACCUGACCCAAAAUGUGAGCAUCUACAUAGAUCAGAUCCUCAGACCUUUUGUUGAGGGACUCCUGUCUCUGCUGCUCUAUGUAGCCUGGAUGUUGAGGCACUCAACUCUUCCAUCCUGCACGAAAAGGGCAUCCACACAUUGGUUCUUUUCUGGAAAAAAUGGGAGAACAACAUCUCCCACACACAAGGUUCUCUCUUGAGCUCCUUGAGUAUAUCCUCACACACAAUUAUUUUAUAUUUUACAACAAGUUCUACGACUAGGUGAGAGGUACAAAAUCUGACGUCUCAAAAUACCUCCCUUUAAUCUUCUUGUGGCGUAGGUAUAUAGAUGACGUCCUAAUUGUGUGGCGGGGUAGUCUUGAGGAGUCAAUGAUUUUGUUAAACUUUUGAAUAUUAAUGAGUAGAAUAUAAGGUUUACAAGCUAGUUUUUUGGCCCAUCUUUGAAUUUCUUGGACUUGACAAGAACUAUUACAGAUCAGAAUACCAUCCAUACUACACUUUUCAGGAAGCUGUCAGCCUCCAACAACCACUUAAGAUGGAACAGCUCCCACCCCAAACUCCUAAGACAGGGCAAUACCUUAGGAUUAGAUGGAAGUGUAGCACAAUUGAGGAGUUUUAUAUCAAGGCUAGACAGCUAAGACAACAGUUUAAAGAGAAAGGAUUCCCAAACAAAGUCUUAAAAUGUGCCUAUACGAGGGUGUUGGAGGCAGAUCGGAGUACUCAACUAAAAGAGGCUGAAUCUAAGAAAUCUCCAAGAGGGUCCAACGAGACCAUCACGGGUGACGGACACUUAAAAGAAGUACUCGCCCCUAAUGUGACUAUUACAGCACGUAUUACUAUUACUGGCACCCAGCCAUUUUCAACGGAAACAAUCAUCGUUAUCAACAUGGCUUAGGAAUCCUCCAGCUGGCUCAUUUGGCUGUGGCAGAUGUGUAGUCUGCAAAUUGAAGGACUCAAAAACAGUCACAGACAGUAAGGGCAAAAAGGAGUUCAAAAUAAAAUCCUUUUUUAACUGCAAUAGAGAAGGGUUAGUAUAUUUACUAAUCUGCCAAUGCAAUCUAAAAUAUGUUGGUAAAACGUUUCAUCCCUUUAAACAACAAAUUCAGGAACAUAUUAGAUCUCAAAAAAAAAUCAUCAUUAUCAACAUGGCUUAGGAAUCCUCCAGCUGGCUCAUUUGGCUGUGGCAGAUGUGUAGUCUGCAAAUUGAUCAAGAAGGACUCAAAAACAGUCACAGACAGUAAGGGCAAAAAGGAGUUUAAAAUAAAAUCCUUUUUUUAACUGCAAUAGAGAAGGGUUAGUAUAUUUACUAAUCUGUCAAUGCAAUCUAAAAUAUGUUGGUAAAACGUUUUGUCCCUUUAAACAACAAAUUCAGGAACAUAUUAGAUCUCCCAUUUUGAGACAUCAUUAGGGAUUGCAAGUCGCCAUAACUAGGGGUUUAUUUUUAUUGGUAUUGUUUUGUUUUCCCCUGAGGAAUAAGCACGAAUGGAUGCUCUAUAUCUUGUACAGGAUAAUCCUUUGUGAUUACAUAAAACUAUGGGUGGAUCAUUUGGACCCCCCCACAUUGAAGGUUCACCUAUUUUUAAACAUACCAUAUUAUCCCAUUAGAAUUUUUUCGAUGGGAUUUUAAUCAUGUGAGCAACUACAUUUACGGGUCAAUUUAGGUUUCAAUCUCCCCUGUAGGGGUUAAUUCUAUUGGAAGCACAUUCCAAAGUCUAAAAGGGAUGUGUACUGCCCUACAGACCCUAACCACUCCCCCGAUGACGUGCUGACGUAUGAUUAGCCGUAUCACAUCAUCCAAUGGGCGGCGCUAAAACCUUAAAAUGACCAGCAAGCUCGAUAUGGUGGGAUUAUCCUUGAAAAAGGCAUCUGUAUCGCGCCGAAACGCGCGUUGCGCGCUACAGCAGAAAGGCAGCAGGAGAUUAGAGAGGUCAAUGCAUGGCUGAAGUCUUGGGUUUUGGGGUUUUAGAGCACUGGGACGAUUUUGGGCUUGGGUACAACCUGUAUAGUCAUGAUGGAUUGCACCUAAACAGAAGAGUUUCUGCUGUAAUGGGGAAUAAGAUGGCUAGAAGGUUGGAGGAGAUUUUAAACUUGUAGUGGGGGGUGAGGGUCAAAGCAAUCUAGAAAAUGAUUGGAGAAAAAGGAUCGGAGAUCGGAUAGAAAGGAGAUGGGCUUUAACUCAGUAUAAGGGGGGUGGAGAUGGGGAGAGGGGAAAACAGAGGAAGUAUGCAAUACUGAUGAAAAUUCACAAAAAGUACAAAAUGACUCGUGUUAAUAUUAAAUCUAUGCUUACUAAUACAAGGAGCCUAUAUAACAAAGUGGGGGAACUAGAGGCAAUAGCAUGCACUAAACAAUAUGAUAUAAUAGGCAUAAGAGAAACAUGGUGGGAUGAGACACAUGACUGGGCAGUUAACUUAAAUGGGUAAUCAUUAUUUCCUUAUUAGGAAGGAUAGGAGAAACAAGAAGUGUUGUGGGGUAUGUUUGUAUGUUAACCAUGAGUUAAAGUCAAAUCUUAGGCAUGUGGAAUGUGACAAGGAAAAUGUGGAAGCUUUAUGGUAGAUAUCUGCUUGGGGCAAAAAGAAAAAUAAUAGCUAUCUAAUGACAAUUAGAAAAAAAUGAGACAUCAGUAAUGGAACAUAAUAAAGCGUUUAAUGAGGACAAUGUAAUAAAUCUAAAAUAACAAGAAAUAUGGAACAACACAAAUAGGUGUGGAAAGAGGGUGGCGCUUUUUAGUGAAGAAUAAAAUUAUUUGGUUUAGCUGCUAGUUACACUCAGUGGGUACUCCAAAAACCUCACUAUAACAUUUAAACACAGAAAAAAAACAAAUUACUAAGAGUAGGUUGGUAUAACUACCUUCCCAACUCUUAGUAAGAGUGCAGAGCUAUAGCUGUUAUUACAGAGUGAUUAAUGCAAAACAUACACUUACCCCUCAGAAUGUACAGGGGUAUAUAUGUAUAUAUGUAAAAGACAAAAACAGAGAAAACAUACAUAGAGUAGUAUUGAAUAACACCAAAUUUUGCUAGAUUACGUGAAUAGAAAUAAACUCCAGAGAAAGACAAGAGAAAGAAAGGGGAACUUGUGGGUGCAGAUUUAACUGUAACAAUAGUGAACAAUAGUGAACAAUAUUUUAUAGAAGAGAUACGUGCUCACCUCUCUUAGAGCCUUUUCAUAACUGGUUCUAAGUGUUUGUAGUAUUGUGUCAAUUUUAGGGUGACACUACCCUCUACUGGACCCAAGAUGCAAAGUAGAGAUGGAAGUAGGUAUUUAAAAAAUAUUUAUUUUGCACUGCUUUAAAUCAACUAGAUGAGUUUCUCCUGGGAAGUAAUUAUCUUUCUAUAUAUAUAUUUUAAAAUAAACAUAUGUAUAUUAUGUGCUUUAUAGUAUAUGCUGUUAUUACAUGUUGUGCCCAGGAGAUGGCACUAGGAGUACAUUUGAACAGUCUAGGGGUCUAUUCACUAAACUCGUAAUUUUAGUGCAUUAAAAUCCAAAUUGUAAAAUUUAGCUAUUUUAGCCUAAGACCAUUACAGUAACAGCUUGCACUAAAAAGAGUAAUUAGGGGCACUUUAUAAUUGCAUGCCUACAAUAUUUAGACUAGCAGUGUGAUCUGUGAAGCUGUGUGUACACAUCACACAGUACUAGUCUUAAAAUGAAUGUGAGCUGGUCCAAAAAAAAAAAAUAUUUUAAAUAACAAUAAUUAUUGGUGGAUCUUUUACAAGCUGUCCCUGUACUCACUUUGCUAAUCUGGGAUUAGGAGUCUCUUAUCAGCCCCUGUUGUUUUCUAUAGUGUAAUUUGUACCUUGUUCCAUGGGCAGAUAAUGGGAUUGGAAGGGAGCCUCGCCCUUCAGUCUGAGGUCUCAACACAUAAUGGGGAGGAGGAAAGCCCUCAGCAGCCACAAGCCAGCACAGUCAUACUAAGAAUGGGUGGUGGAGAGAGAGCCUCAAAGAAUCCUGUGAUAAAACUAUUCCUGUUUUAUGUGUAGAAGAGAUCCUAUGAUUAUUAGACACUCUGUGUAUGGGAGAGCUAGCUGGCUGGCUAAGCCUGAUAGGAGUUAUACGAACUUAAUGAUCAAACUCUUCCAUGCAUAGAGUGCAAAGAAAGAUAGAAUAGAGAUGUGGAAGGAGUAAUAAAGAAAGAUGUUUAAAGAGACAGAUACACAACCCUAAAACAAACCAUAUUAGUAGCUUUUCCAAUGCCAAAAGAUGUUUUAAUUUUAUUUAUAGGUGAUUGAAUUGUACAAUUGUGGUUAACAAAGGAAGUGUUUUGCUUAAAGGAACACUAUCUGGUCAGGAACAGAAAGUGAAUAUAAAUCCACCAAAACAAUAGAGACAGAUAAAAUAAACUAUACCGGUCCUUAGACCAGUAGGUAAAUAAAAGGAUAAUAGGAGCAUCAGAACAAGCCAAGGUCAAAUGAAGACAAAAUAUCACAGAAACGAAAGCAAAAGACGGGUCAAGAGAGCCAGAGAAACAGAAUAGUCAGGACAAACCCGGGUCAAUACCAAAAAGACAAUAAACAGGCAAAGUAACACACUCUAUAGGGAUACUAGGAACCACAAGAGAGCACUGUGCCUUGGUCUGAAUAAACUUUUAAACAUUUGGGGGGGUGUUUGGUGUAACCAUGCCCUCAAAUCGUGAGAAUAUGUUGGCUUCUAGUGUGUACCCCUCUGAUGUCAUGAUGCCGUCUUGCAUGCACUGCAUCAUAAAAAGGUGCAUGAGCACAGCGGCAGGCGUCCAGGAGGCUGUCAGGAUGAACAGUAGGCUCAGAAGCGAUGAUUGGAGUAACAGCUGAUCAGCCCCCAGCCCCAGUGCCCCCCUCUACAAAUUCCAGCACCCCCCUCUAGCUGACAAGCAGACUCCACUCACAUUGCUGCUGCCAGUAUGCGACUCCGGAGUCCGGCCUCUGGUAUACCCCAAAUGGUGCUGUCCGCACACUGUGCCAAAGCGGAUCCUCCUGCUACUUCUUGAAAGUUGAUGUCAUGUUGGAAUGUGACGUUGCAUUGCGUGCCUCUGUGCACUUCCUGGUACUCCACUGUCCAGCAGCGGCCAUUGCAACACUCACAGACACACAAACACUCACUGACACACAAACACUCACUGACACACAUACACACUGACAGACACACUCACUGACAGACACACAGACACACACACACACUCACUGACACACACACACACACACACUGACAGACACACUCACUGACAGACACACAGAUAGGCACACACACACACUCACUGACAUACAGACACACUCACUGAUAGACACACAGACAGACACACUCACUGACAGGCACACACACACUCACUGACAGACAGACACACACACUCACUGACAAACAGACACACACACACACACACACUCACUGACACUCACAGACACACACACUCACUCACUGACAGACAACACUAAGCAUGUACUCGAGGCUCCAUGGGUUGCAAAGAUGUUCAUUGUGGGCCACGAGUUUGACAUGCUUGAUCUAAGCCAAUCACAAUGCUUUCCCAUAGGAACCAACUCCGCCCUAGCCAAUCAGCAUCUCUUCAUAGAGAUGCAUUGAAUCAGUGCAUCUAUUUGUUCAAAGUCCAGUGCCUCCGUGCAGGGCUUGGAGAGACUGAACAUCAUUGCUGCGCAUUGUGCAGCACUAACCUAGGAGGAACCUGAAUAUCACAUAAAACAUGCAACAUUUAUAGAUGCAUUGAUAGAAAUAAUUGGGGAAAAAAGAAACAGAGAAAAAAAAGACUAACUUGUAAAUUACACAAUUUUCACAUACCUGAACUAACUUAUUUUUAAAAUAUUAAACAGUGCAUACUUCAUGAAAUAAAGUAAAGCAUGGGAAAUAUUUUAUGUUAUAAAAGUGAUAAAGUUGCCUUUUUAUUCAUCUAUUGCUGACAAAAUGUUAUUUUUUUUACAGAGCAAAUCAAAAGAACACAGAAAAUGAUAAAUGUAUAAAUGGAGGUAAAUAAGAUAUUUUUUAUGUACUAAUUAUUUAACCUUUAAGAACCAAUUACAAUCUAAGCUUUCAUUCUACUAUAGUUACAUGUGAUUCUAUGCUAAAAUACUAUGCUAAAAUUGAAUGACCAUGAGUUUUUCCAUUGGGAACUCUGUAAUUGUAAUAAAGUAGAACAUUUGACUCCCCAUUAUGGUCUCUAAGAAUUAACUCCACAUGUCAUUAACAAAAACAUGCAAGGUAAAAAAACAACAUUGCCCAUAUGUUAAAUGAUAUACAGACACUUAUCUUUUAUAAAAUAUUUUUUAUAUAAUUGAUGACAGCUAAUAUAAAUUAAAAAAAUGUCACUGACAUGCACAAUUGGAUAAAUAAUACCAUAUUUAAUAAGCAUCAGUGUUACUUACUAAACUAGUGUCUGCACUAAAUAAAAAACUGGUACAUUGACAAUCAUGUAAAAAUGUUAAAACUAGGAAAAAAAUUAGAGAUGGGGAAAAAUAAAUAACUUAUAAAUGUUUAGGGAGAGAUGAGAAAGAUCAAAGACUCUUGUCACGGGAGUUGUACCCCAACACGCAGGAAAGAGCAAAACCACAAAAGGUGGAUCUUAAAGACAUAUUACCGAGCCUUAGAAUGGCCGGACUUAAUGUAUUAAUACAACAAGAAACAGGGUGAGGAUAAAUAAAGGACAGGAAUAACAGAAAUACUCAAGUCAACUCGAGUCAAGACGAAGCCGGGGUCAGGAUACCAGAAAUCACGAGUCAAAUAUGAAGCCGAGGUCAAACACAGGAAAUCACAAGGGAAUCACUAGGAGCACUAAACAAAAACCACGAUAGAGCAAAGAAUCGAGGCUAAAAAAACAAUAAAUAGACUCUAAAGAGUUCCCAUUGGUCCAUGUCAUCUCUGCAAAACCAAACAGCAUUGAGUUGCCUACAUGACGUGAUCCCUUCAAGAUAAUGAUGUCAUGGCUUUAUAUUUAAUUUCUAUGGGUUGCAGUUCGUCCUGCGAACCAGCACCCUGUGCCAGAGCUGUUCCUCCAGCUACUCAUUAAAACCCCGUGAGGAUGGAGCAUGUCGACGUCAUGUUGGAACAUGUGGUGGCAUGUUUCUGUGCGGCUCUAGGUCCUCCACUGUCUAACUGCAUCCAUCACAACACUGAUAACACCUCCCUAAUGCAUGGCACCACCCUAAUGCUUGGCACCCAGUGCAAACUGCCGCCCUGUUAGUAAUUAGUUUUUGAUGGGCUGCAAAGAUACUCAUUGUGGGCCGCGAGCUUGACAUGCUUGUACUACUACAUAAAGGUGUCAUAACCUAUUAGAGAUUUGUCAAAAUGCUAGAGGACAACCCUUCCAAUUGUCCUGCAAUGGAAAUACAAAUUUUGCCCUGGAUUUUUAUAUUUUUGAGUAAGCUUUUCAGAUUAUUUUGUAUUUUUGGAUACAAAUUUUAAAUUAUUUUUUCAAAAUCUUAAAAUAUAAAAAAAAAUAUGAAAAUAAAAAAAACAAAGUUAAAAUAUUUUUUAUAAUAUUAAAUCAUUUGAAAAGUUUAUCCAAAAAUGUUAAAUUGAUACUGGUGUUGUGCUAUUUUCAAGUAGAGUAAAGAAAGCUGGUACUUCUUAGAGGCGUUGCUAUGUAGAAUAAAGUAUGGGUCUAGGGCACAUUGGCAUGAACAGGGCACUAUAAUAACAUUACAUAAUAGAGCAAUAAUAUUAAUUCACCGUAGCUGGAAUAGUAUAUAUUUUACCAAAUCCAUAUACCCUCUGAAUAAUUUAUUCUUCAUAUGAAUGUUACUAGUAAUAAAACAAAUUGAUCUGAGCAUUUGAUAGCAAGUUUGUUGGAACAUGGCACAACUAAUUUUAAAUUUCCUUGUCCUAUUUGACUAUGAGCAAACCUCCUUUACCAGUCGUUUUUCUGAAAUCACACCUUCAUUGUAUACUAUACAAAUGGUGUGUACCUGUCUUGAACUUUGUCUCCCUCUGUCGUUGCAACGUUUAAACCACCUUAACUAAGUCCACGUCCCCCAUCUUUACUGGAACAUUGGUUCUCCCCUGACUCUUUAUUUUGUAUUAUUGUAACUGAGAUUGUAUCCCAUGUUAUAAAAAUAAAAGCAUUUCUAUGUUCAUUUUUAAUUCAAUGUAAUAUUCAAGUUAUUUUAAUAACAAUUCAUUGUAUCAUUGUACCGGCCUGCAGACCACACACAGCUUGAUCCACCGAGGUCCACCAAGGGAUCGCGGAGUUUACCCGCCGGUGGGCCUUUCUCAAGACCCCCCCCUCCCUCUCGAUAGGAGCCGGUUCACUGCAUAGGUGGAUCCGGCUCAUAGGGGCAUGGAGGUUCACACCGGCCUUGUCAUGAUCAUCCUCCCCCCCAUCUAUUGGGGACAUGGAGGCAUGGCACAAACAGCCCAACAGGCCCCCCUCACCUCCCCAACAACCGGGGCACUAAAGGGGUUAAUCACCCAUCCAAAGUACUCUCUCUCAGGGUCGGCAGCUCCCUCCAAAGGCGCAGGUCUGCUGUCGGCCAGCAAGCACGAUCAAGUACAGCAUUGCAACCGCAACGCAGGCUGUACACUCAAACGUCAGUUAAACACACAUCACGCACAGUCAUUCAAAGUGGAAUUAACAAUAUGUGGCUGGUUUAUUAAAAAAUGAAUAGUAAAUAUGUGGCUGGUUCAUAAAUAAGAAUAAUAUGUGGCUGAUUUCAUAUAGGGUAUACAGGUAUUAUACAGGUAUGUCAUAUAUAUAUAUAUAUAUAUAUAUAUAGUUCAAGAUGGUGCAAAGCACAACGCCACCUGGUGGGCAUGCUGCACUUAGCCUACAAGUAACAUCAUACCAUAUUUAAAUGUCAAUUGUAGCCUAUUUUUGCUUAGAACUGGUAUGUGCAUUGGGUAUCAAGCACUAGUUUUCAAGUCUUACAUGGGAAACUCGGUAUUUGUCAUUUGAUCUCUGGAUCUGCUUACAGGAUUCAGAGACCUAGACAAAGUCAAGCGUAUUGUGUUUCCUUCCAUUGGUACGUGCACACUAUGUUACAAAUCAUACGUUUCGUUACUCAGAUACAUACGGCACCAAGUACACAAACACAUAAAGGUACGCUGGGUACAAACGGUACCGAGCAGACAUUUACUAUAUUACCAAGGUAAUAGGAGUAGGUGAUGUGUAGAGUCCCACAAGGGGAAGCCAACAUCAGGACAGUUCCACUGAAUAAGAAAUGAGGAAGGGAUGCCCUACAUUUAAUCAAUCUAAGGAUAAAAAGGGAUAUGCAAACAAAAUUAUAACUUGAAAAAAAGGGAGAUCUACUAAACAGUGCCCAGUGGAUCAAUUGUCUGGAGUACUAGCUAGCAUCUUUUUCUUUAAUCUCUGCACUUGGUAGCACUUUUUUAUUUUUGUUACCACCAUGGGUAUUGAUUUUUAGGUGUUUAUUUGUUUAUUUAUAACUUUAGUAGGGAGAGUUGGUUCUGGUAGACACUAGUGUCGAGGUAACUUUUAGGGUGAAUUGAGAGAUUUAUUUAAUUAUUUAUUUUGUGUGUGAGGCUUUUCAUCUGCGUUUAGACCUGACUACCUGGUCCCUUGUUCUCUGGGGACCCUGUGCCUUUUCUCUCUCCCUAACCUUGUUUACGCUACCUUCCUGUCAGUCGGACACUAGGGGAACUGGAACUUAGAUGCUAGCUAGUUCAUACCUUAAACACUGUUUUAAUAUAAAGAUUCAUUCCAUAGAGACGAGUGGGUAUGGCCACCGAGGUAUUUCUCCCAGGCACCUUAUGCCUUAGAGAUAGAGCUCCUGCAAGGCCAACAUCCAUCCUCCACGAAAGAGGUAAUAACGCCUAUGGGCCAAAUCAUAGCUAGACGCCUAGGGAUUCACUCAUCACACCCCCUCCACAGAUCUAAGACUCAUUCCUCGUAAGCCCACAUCCAGCAGAUCACCCCCUCGUGCCAACCAUAGAUAGAGCCGACCCAGCCACUUGGCAACUAGUAGGGACUCACCUGUCAUGUCACAAGGAGGUGACAUUUAUAUUCCAAAUACUCCAACUAGGACUGCCACCCCUACACAAAAAAAGGAGAUUCCGGCAGUCCAUCUUUAAUUAAAUUGUGGACCAUCACAUCACGGCCGAAUUACGCAGGGUUACAUACCCUUUACACCUACUGCCCGCAAAGCAUAACUAUUAAGGAUAAUGCAAGCCAAUACUAACAAAUCAGACACGGGGGAAAGCACAAGUGGCACGAGCAAUGCCUGUAUACCAGGAUCGCCUCUAUAGUAACAUCCAUGAGGCACAUGACCGAUAGACUAGAGAGACUGGAAGCCCGUAGCUGUCCAGUCGUGACAACAGUAACCACUCACAACUGAUUUUCCGGGCCCUCCCCAUUCCCAAUCCGGUAAUUCUAACACACCCAUCAUCUUAGGGCCUCAAGUCAUUACCCCAACCAUGUGGUACCAGCAAACCUCAAGAAGGAGAUCCUGGAGGGCAAGGACGUUAUCUCGUCUCACGUCUCAUUGCCGCCCAGGAUGUCACAGAGUACCGCUCAUACACCUAGGGCGAUAUCUCAGUGGUCCUUAAGGCCAAAGACACAAGACUGAGGAAAAAAAAAUUAUUCAUCAGUAUAGUUAUAACCUUCCUUGUCUUGUGUCAGUACAGACACUACUGCAUUCCACAGGUCUUAGCCUAUAUUCCUGGCGAUUGUGUCCUGUACGUCUACCCUCGGGUCAAUUGAACUCAGCAGGUAUAUAGUAUAUUUAGUCAUGGUAUUUCAGCACCUCUAUCAUGUUCCCCGGGUAGACCUUACAAUGAUCACGCUGAAAGUUGCUGUACGAUAUCAGUAUGACCAUAUUUCAUUAUAGUUACGCUGUCAUAACCAGUAACUUUCAACUGAUCUGCAACUUAAAAUAAACCACCAACCCCACUCUAUUAAAUUCCACUUACAUUACCUCCCAGUACCACAGGAACUACAUUGGGCCGCUCUCAACCUCUUAGGCAUUGUCCUCACAAAAGCCAUCUAUGGACCUUUGCAACAUAAUUCAGGUAACCUUAGUGGACAAAUACGUCUUAUUGGCAACCCCUCAUUUGGGCACUAAGUUCACAUAUCAGCUGGAUAGGAAUGUAUGCGUAAAGUGCAGCUAUCUCACAGCUUUCUACCGUAAAUAAACCACGCCUUAUAGUAUUAUACUUCUGCUAUAUCUUGCACUGUCCACAUAAGGCCACACAGUAGCUCUCCUCACUACCCUACCUACACAACAUACUCCUGGCCAAAUGCACAGAAUGUAAUAAUUCCCUCAUAACAGACGUUCUCCUUACCUCUCAUUGUACUACUUCAGUCUAGCAAAUUGUCAAUUUACGAUGCCCGCAACAUGCUACAUACAUUAUGAUAGAUACUGAAGUUAUCAUGUGGGUCAUUUAAGUUUCCCAGGGUCGACCUUAAUAGCCAGCCGCUGUUGGGCUUACAUAGUCAAUUCCAUACUGGACUAUUCCCACAUCACCACUGCGUAUUAGACCAGUUCAGAUACAUCCUGUUAUACUGUCCCGCUUUCCUGGCUAUUUGACUGCUCGGGCAACCAUGGUACAAAUGACCACAUUAGCCAUGCACGUGCAAUGCCUAUUGUACAGCCUUACCCAGCAUCUAGGCUGUUAAGUAAUUCCAGUUUACAGGGGCAACCAUGACCUUAUCAUACCAUGGCCAAUUGUAUUCACAACCACACUCUCUUGAUACGUUACAUAUGACCCACCAAAGGGCUAUUCACUAUAGCAUAAUGGCAGCCCCUCAUUUGGGCUAUUACAUACGGCAUAGGAAUUACAAUUUUGACAUAAGUUUGCAAUUUUGUCACAACCUACCACGGCAUGUCUCUACAUGUGGCCCUUACUAGGCCAUCACUCUCACGUUACAUAUGACCCACUGUGAGCAAUCCACUAUGACUCAAUUCUGGCCAACAGGGGGACAAUUACAUACGACCAAGGUCACGUUAGACCACUCAAAUCCUCCCUAUACGACCCUUUCUGGGCAUUUACAACUCCAGUCACAGACACUUACGUGAUCUGCAAAAUUAGUUCCCGCUGGUAAACUAGAAAUGUUCCACAUACUUCAUACAUAUUGCAGGUUCUUCUAGCGGAAGGACACCCAGCGGGAACUCACCUAGGCACAAUUAUGGCAAAGAAAGAGGAAUUAUAAAUGAGAGAGAAUUCAAAUAUAUAGGGGUGAGAUUCCCAAGAAUUCCGGUAUUUUAUCACCUACCUAAAAUACAUAAAAAAUUACAGAAUCCGCUUGGAAGACCCAUUAUUUCUGGGAUUGGAUCCCUUACAGCCAAUCUGUCAGAAUAUGUCGACCAGUAUCUGCAGAGUCUAGUUGUUUGCCUGAAAUCGUACCUGAAAGAUUCCACUCAGAUCAUUAAUCUACUUUCAGAUUUCAAAUGGGAAAAAGAUAUGAUCCUAGUUAUUUUACAUCGUUGUAUACCGUUAUCGAACAUCUGCAAGGCUGUGAAGCCAUUCAAUAUUCUCUGGCAACAUAUUCCGAAUUAAAGAAUGAUCAAAUAGAUUUCUUAGUGUCAUGCAUAGCAUUUAUCCUGACACACAACUACUUCUGGACCGAGGGUAACUACUAUUUACAAACAGAAGGCACCGCCAUGUGGACACGUUUUGCGCCAAGUUAUGCCAAUCUUUUUAUGGGCAAAUGGGAGGACGAGUUUAUAUGGGACCAUUGCCCUUUUGGCGCAAAACUGUCCCUAUGGCGGAGGUACAUCGAUGACUGCUUCUUCAUAUGGAAAGGGGACCUUGAAUCUUUGGAAGAAUUUAAAAUUUAUUUGAAUAAUAAUCCAUACCAUCUCAACUUCACCUUUGCCCAAUCUAGAGAAUAUGUGGAGUUCCUUGAUCUCAACAUAUACAUAGAGGAAGAGAAAUUACAAACUAAGACCUUUAAAAAGAAUGUUGAUUGCAACAGUUUCAUUCCUUACAAUAGCCAUCACAGACCCAUAUGGCUAAAAAAUAUUCCUCAAAAUCAAUUUAGAAGAAUCAGACGUAAUUGUUCAAAACUGGAAACGUGCAGAGAACAGAUGGAGGAGAUGAAAGAAAGAUUCAUUACGAAAGGAUACCCUACAGACCUAUUGGGAGAAGCUGUGGAGAAAACUCUUAAUAUACCACGAGAAGAAACAUUGUGUAAUAAGAUCAAGCUAGAUAAACCACACAACAAUACCCCAGCCUUCAUUAUGAAGUAUAGUAAUCAGUCACAGAUGAUACAAAGAAUACUUAGAAAACAUUGGGGCAUAUUGAAAAGUGAUCCCACUAUAUCACAAUUCAUGGAGGAUAAGCCAAAAAUGAUAUUCACGAGAACUCCUAAUAUCAAGCUGAUGCUGGCUCCUACUAUCAAAUCCGUAAACACAAAGAGAAUAUUAGGAAACCAAAAAUGCUUUACGAGAUGCCAGAAAUGUAUUGGAUGUAGGAAUAAUCCUAAAGCAGGAAUAAAGAAUACUGGAUUCAUCUCAUCCAAUGAUCAGAAAGAAUACAAAAUUAGGACAGACAUGAACUGUGACACUUUAGGAGUGAUAUACCUUAUCACAUGUCCAUGCCAAAAACAUUAUGUGUGACGGACUAAAAGACCUCUAAAAACUAGGAUUGCGGAGCAUAUCCGAAAUAUUAAGAAAGGCUUAUUAACUCAUAAUUUAUCAAAACAUUUUAAGGAGAUACAUAACGCAGAUCCAACAGGUUUGACCUUUAUGGCAAUAGAAAAAGUGAAUGUACACUGGAGAGGAGGUAGCAUAGACAUCAGCCUGGAUCAGGCCGAAACAAAAUGGAUAUUUUCCCUUAAUACUUUAGCUCCUUACGGUCUGAAUAUAGAUUUCGAAUUAAAUGCAUUUUUAUGAGAUUUUUAGGACUAUUUUUAAUCCAAUACUCUCUUAUAUUUUUAUAUGAUCUCCAUUUUUAGUAAACAGUCAUUAAUUUUUGCAAUUUUUAUAUUUAUAUUUGGUUAUCCAUUCCUCUUAACACUACAAAUAUUAAUUCUCUAAUUGACAGUAGAGCUUGUAUAGUGCAAUAUACUUGUUUUAUCUUCUUUUGCUCUACUCUCUUUUUAUUUUUUAUUAUUUUUUUUAUUUAUUAUUUAUUAUUUAUUAUUUUUUAUUUUUAUAUUUUUAUAUUUAUUAUUUUUAUUAUUAUUAUUUUUAUUUUUAUCUUUAUUUUUAUUUUAAUUUUUUUUAUUUUUAUUUUCCCUAUUUUGUAUUCUUUAUUCAGUUUUAUUCAUUUUUAUUUAUUUAUUUUAAUGUUUUUUCGAUUAUGGAUUUUUAUAUAAGAGUUUUUAUAGAAGUGCUUUCACAUACUUUUUGAUCUACAUUUUCUCAUCUCUGAUCUAUGUGCUAUAUCUUUGAUCUAUGUUUUUAUCCAUACUUUGGUAUUAUAAUAUAUAUGUUUACUUCUAUUUAUGUUCCCUUUCUUAUGCUCCCUUACUAAAUAUAUUUGCCCUUUUAGAACACAUAAUCCGUACAAAAUGUAGGAUCCACAUUUUUAUCUGGUGCUCACUAUAACUAAUACUGUUUAAAAACAGUUUUAAAUAGUUUAUGAUAUGGUCUGAUCUGUUCACUAAUACCUCUGUCUCGUUACAGGACUGAAUUAAAGUAAAUGAAGUUACUCUUGUUAUUUUCCCAAUAUAAGUGAUUAAACAUCUAGGGAUAGAUGGCAGCCCCUCAUUUGGGCUAUUACAUACGGCAUAGGAAUUACAAUUUUGACAUAAGUUUGCAAUUUUGUCACAACCUACCACGGCAUGCCUCUACAUGUGGCCCUUACUAGGCCAUCACUCUCACGUUACAUAUGACCCACUGUGAGCAAUCCACUAUGACUCAAUUCUGGCCAACAGGGGGACAAUUACAUACGACCAAGGUCACGUUAGACCACUCAAAUCCUCCCUAUACGACCCUUUCUGGGCAUUUACAACUCCAGUCACAGACACUUACGUGAUCUGCAAAAUUAGUUCCCGCUGGUAAACUAGAAAUGUUCCACAUACUUCAUACAUAUUGCAGGUUCUUCUAGCGGAAGGACACCCAGCGGGAACUCACCUAGGCACAAUUAUGGCAAAGAAAGAGGAAUUAUAAAUGAGAGAGAAUUCAAAUAUAUAGGGGUGAGAUUCCCAAGAAUUCCGGUAUUUUAUCACCUACCUAAAAUACAUAAAAAAUUACAGAAUCCGCUUGGAAGACCCAUUAUUUCUGGGAUUGGAUCCCUUACAGCCAAUCUGUCAGAAUAUGUCGACCAGUAUCUGCAGAGUCUAGUUGUUUGCCUGAAAUCGUACCUGAAAGAUUCCACUCAGAUCAUUAAUCUACUUUCAGAUUUCAAAUGGGAAAAAGAUAUGAUCCUAGUUAUUUUACAUCGUUGUAUACCGUUAUCGAACAUCUGCAAGGCUGUGAAGCCAUUCAAUAUUCUCUGGCAACAUAUUCCGAAUUAAAGAAUGAUCAAAUAGAUUUCUUAGUGUCAUGCAUAGCAUUUAUCCUGACACACAACUACUUCUGGACCGAGGGUAACUACUAUUUACAAACAGAAGGCACCGCCAUGUGGACACGUUUUGCGCCAAGUUAGCCAUUCUUUUUACGGGCAAAUGGGAGGACGAGUUUAUAUGGGACCAUUGCCCUUUUGGCGCAAAACUGUCCCUAUGGCGGAGGUACAUCGAUGACUGCUUCUUCAUAUGGAAAGGGGACCUUGAAUCUUUGGAAGAAUUUAAAAUUUAUUUGAAUAAUAAUCCAUACCAUCUCAACUUCACCUUUGCCCAAUCUAGAGAAUAUGUGGAGUUCCUUGAUCUCAACAUAUACAUAGAGGAAGAGAAAUUACAAACUAAGACCUUUAAAAAGAAUGUUGAUUGCAACAGUUUCAUUCCUUACAAUAGCCAUCACAGACCCAUAUGGCUAAAAAAUAUUCCUCAAAAUCAAUUUAGAAGAAUCAGACGUAAUUGUUCAAAACUGGAAACGUGCAGAGAACAGAUGGAGGAGAUGAAAGAAAGAUUCAUUACGAAAGGAUACCCUACAGACCUAUUGGGAGAAACUGUGGAGAAAACUCUUAAUAUACCACGAGAAGAAACAUUGUGUAAUAAGAUCAAGCUAGAUAAACCACACAACAAUACCCCAGCCUUCAUUAUGAAGUAUAGUAAUCAGUCACAGAUGAUACAAAGAAUACUUAGAAAACAUUGGGGCAUAUUGAAAAGUGAUCCCACUAUAUCACAAUUCAUGGAGGAUAAGCCAAAAAUGAUAUUCACGAGAACUCCUAAUAUCAAGCUGAUGCUGGCUCCUACUAUCAAAUCCGUAAACACAAAGAGAAUAUUAGGAAACCAAAAAUGCUUUACGAGAUGCCAGAAAUGUAUUGGAUGUAGGAAUAAUCCUAAAGCAGGAAUAAAGAAUACUGGAUUCAUCUCAUCCAAUGAUCAGAAAGAAUACAAAAUUAGGACAGACAUGAACUGUGACACUUUAGGAGUGAUAUACCUUAUCACAUGUCCAUGCCAAAAACAUUAUGUGUGACGGACUAAAAGACCUCUAAAAACUAGGAUUGCGGAGCAUAUCCGAAAUAUUAAGAAAGGCUUAUUAACUCAUAAUUUAUCAAAACAUUUUAAGGAGAUACAUAACGCAGAUCCAACAGGUUUGACCUUUAUGGCAAUAGAAAAAGUGAAUGUACACUGGAGAGGAGGUAGCAUAGACAUCAGCCUGGAUCAGGCCGAAACAAAAUGGAUAUUUUCCCUUAAUACUUUAGCUCCUUACGGUCUGAAUAUAGAUUUCGAAUUAAAUGCAUUUUUAUGAGAUUUUUAGGACUAUUUUUAAUCCAAUACUCUCUUAUAUUUUUAUAUGAUCUCCAUUUUUAGUAAACAGUCAUUAAUUUUUGCAAUUUUUAUAUUUAUAUUUGGUUAUCCAUUCCUCUUAACACUACAAAUAUUAAUUCUCUAAUUGACAGUAGAGCUUGUAUAGUGCAAUAUACUUGUUUUAUCUUCUUUUGCUCUACUCUCUUUUUAUUUUUUAUUAUUUUUUUAUUUAUUAUUUAUUAUUUAUUAUUUUUUAUUUUUAUAUUUUUAUAUUUAUUAUUUUUAUUAUUAUUAUUUUUAUUUUUAUCUUUAUUUUUAUUUUAAUUUUUUUUAUUUUUAUUUUCCCUAUUUUGUAUUCUUUAUUCAGUUUUAUUCAUUUUUAUUUAUUUAUUUUAAUGUUUUUUCGAUUAUGGAUUUUUAUAUAAGAGUUUUUAUAGAAGUGCUUUCACAUACUUUUUGAUCUACAUUUUCUCAUCUCUGAUCUAUGUGCUAUAUCUCUGAUCUAUGUUUUUAUCCAUACUUUGGUAUUAUAAUAUAUAUGUUUACUUCUAUUUAUGUUCCCUUUCUUAUGCUCCCUUACUAAAUAUAUUUGCCCUUUUAGAACACAUAAUCCGUACAAAAUGUAGGAUCCACAUUUUUAUCUGGUGCUCACUAUAACUAAUACUGUUUAAAAACAGUUUUAAAUAGUUUAUGAUAUGGUCUGAUCUGUUCACUAAUACCUCUGUCUCGUUACAGGACUGAAUUAAAGUAAAUGAAGUUACUCUUGUUAUUUUCCCAAUAUAAGUGAUUAAACAUCUAGGGAACGAAAGCUCUCGUAUAUAAUGUCUGUAACAGUCAAAUUGUAUACAAAUGUUACUUUGUUCUUCGAAUGUGAUAGGGAUACAAUGUUUAGACUAUCCUGAACUGUGUGCGAUAUUUUUCAGGAGGUGACUGAAAAGAAUAUAUGAAAUAACAAUAAUAGUUCUAUCGAAAUUGAAUUAAGAAGUAAUGAAUUAAUGAAACCUGACUAGGACUAAACUUUAGUGUUGCAAUUAGUUAUAUAAAGAGUCCAAACAAAACCCAUGCUACUUGUUGUUAUUACUACUAACCAAUAUCAAUUUUAUGUAAUGUUUACUGUAUUAAUAGUUCAGAAUGAUAUUUGAUGAAUAUGAAUUUUAUUUACGCGUAUAUACAUUUAUUUCCAUCUUUAUGUGACAUAUACAAUUCAACUCUAAUCACUGUAAUAUAUUUAGAAAGUGACCAAAUGUAUUGCAAUGUAUUUAUUAAUUAAUCAAUUAUCACCGGAGAGGUUUAUAAGCACUCCCAUAGGGAGUUGAAUCCAGAUGUCUCUGAGGAAGUAGGGCUAUUCCCUACGAAACGCGUCAGACAAGUUCAAGAACGUUCACACAGCAAUAGAAGGAAGAGGUUCUAGCACAACAGUCCGGCGAUCAGCUUGAAGCACAGUCUUCUCAACGGCACGAUCUGAUGAGCAGUGCAAUUCCCCCCGAAGUGAGGCUCGAGGUGGAACGCACUGUGACAAGCAAACCGGCCUCAUCGGCUACCAGCAUUCAGAUACUGUAUCAGAAAUAACCAUCCAGAUCCAUCCGUACCGGCAUCUAAGGUUUUUGUGCAAUAUUUACCUUUUACCAUCUAUUGCUUCAUAUGUGAACUUAUUUUUAUUAUUAGUUUAGCAUAUUUUUGUAUUUUUCAAUAAAAUUGACCUUGUUUUUUGUAGCUACUCUCCAGCUAUAUACUUUUUUCACAUUGCUUUUUUCAGCAGCCAGUUCUAUAUACUGGUGUUUGCUUAACAUAAUUUAUUAUAAUGUGCAUGAUGGCAGUUUAUAUAUCCUGAGAGGAUUAUGCCAAUUUAUCUUUCAAGCCUAUAUUGUGUAUGGAAGUAAAGUAUUAGGCAGUGGUUAUCUUUAUCCAGAGGUUCUGUCAUUCUGGAUUGAUAACCUUGCCAUACAUUUUAUUUAUCUAUUCUGGUAUCAUAUAUAUUUUUUUGAUGCUUAUUUAGAAGCUCCUGGAUUCCUGUUGCUGCUUUUUUAGUGGAAUACACUUUUAACAUUGUUUUAAUAGGUUUUUGGUGGAUCCCUAUUUCUAUCUGGUUUAAGAGCUUUGCAUGUUAGGUCUUUUUUUCCCUCUAUUUCUCUGUAUAUAUUUUUUUACAUGAGAAUCACCUUUACUUACAAUAUAUUUAGGUGUCUCUUCCCUAUACAUAUAUAUGUCUUUACAUAUGUAGUCAUCCCGAUGCAGCAGCUCACACAGGGCUUGCUGCAAUCUCAGGGGACAGUUGGCUAUGGGUAGGUGGCCGGGAAAGUAAGUAAGAUCGAAGGGUUCCUUAAGAACCCAGCACGCUUCAAGGUAUAUCCAUCAUAGCCGCAGCAGCAACAUGGGGUCAUUCAUGGGCAAGCAGACCGGCUCAAGGUCUCUGACAAUUUGUCAAUUGGCCAUGUCAUAAACAAGUCCGGUCUUGUAUCCCUUAUUAUGAAUUCAUCAGACGACUAACGUAGGGGAAGCCUGUCACCAAAUUUUUUAUCUGGUAUAUUACCACAUACCAGACAUUUACAAUACAGCUGCUGACCAGUUAUCUAGUCAUCAGUUUCAGGCGUUCAGGAGGUCCCUAACAACUGCCUCACCGAUAGCCACGAUCGCUCCCCAGCUCCAAGAAAUACCUAUGGAAUAGAAGAGUGACUAAGUCACAGCAGGAAUUCACACAGUUGGCCCUGAAGAAUAUGCACACUGCUAUGAUAGAGCUUACUGCAUAUACCGAAGUUCAUGUCAGAUCACCACCUUACAAACUGGUUCAAGAAUACAACAUUGGGGGCUUUUGCCACUUUUUUGCCACAUCAAAAACAAUGCCCCACAACAAUAUUAAGUUAUAUCUCCCGGGCAUUCAACACCACAUAUUCUCAGUUACAAACACCAUUCUCAAACCGCCAUAUACUUGGCUUUUAUGGUUUCCUACGACCCAGAGAAUUUACCAUCACAGGGCAACAUGAUUCCAAGCUUUGCCUACGGUAUUCUAACCUGUACAGGAUCAAUACGUAUUAAAAUUACUAUCAACUAAGACCAGCCAGAGGGGUCAUGAGGUACUUAUUCAGUACUACCCCACCAACAACGCAUACCUCAGCCGACACAGGAAUUAAAGAAUGCAUUUGUGAAAGGUCAUCGUUAAAUGCUAACUCCAUGUCUUGUGUUUUCGUAAUAAUAUCUUUGAUAAAUACUAUAUGGGUAUUCCUUUUUGCCCACUUAUUUACAGGCCUACCACACACGUCGGUUUCGGCAAACCUCUACCGACUUUUUAUUAUUGUUGAUAAGUAUACUCACUAGCUAUUUCAUACUAUACUGAAAUGGCCCCGAACACAACUAACAUUUAUAUCUUCUUAUAGGUGCAUUAUUAGAUCAUAAUUUCUCCUAAAAUGAUCGCAUAGACGAAAUUCAUCUGAACUGAAACAUCAUAUGUUUGUCAGUUCUUUAGGAUGAAUCGAUUCGGAAGAACCGAAUAUGCAGUGCAUAAGUCUAAUAUAUAACAUAUUUUUAGCUUGUGGCGAAACCAGCCUCGCCACUGUCCACUGGAGGAGCCUGGUUGCUCGCCUGCUCCCUUUAGACUAUGGCCCAGCAGUUAAAACCUUUUAUUUUCCCUGCAGAAAAGCGUAUUCGUGCCUUUUUGCAGACUGUUAAAGCCAUGCUACUCCAGAUAGCUAUGCCAUGGAGCCCAGCCAUUUACUGAAAGACUGUAUGAAAGACUUUGGCUCCAUGGCGAUUGAACUGUAUGUACGUGAUCUGAGUGCCAUCCGGUAAUAAUGUGUGCUCAGAUCUAAGCUAUCUGGGGAUAGGUAGAAUGUGUAUGAUCUAUGUGAUAAAUGUAACAGUAUGUAAUUUUAUGUCUUUUAUUGUCCUUUGUCUGCCAUGUGGCUAAUGGAGUUUUGCCUCUGUCCUUGGAGAUAAUUUGAUUACUUCCCAAUUAUCUCCAUGACAGAGAGGAGGGAUUGUGAUGCAUUGUGGGAGUGUUUAAAGGUGUAUGUCUGUGAUUGGUCAAUGUCCAAUGUUUCCCAGUUUCCCAUCUUGUCCCUUAGGGGAGUGUCCACCAGGUGCGAGACCUGCAUAAAAGCCGGGCAGGUAGCCCCAGUAAAUCAGUUCCUGCUUGACCCUCAAAACGAAGUGUCAUCUCGUUAUUGGGGGAAUUGGAUUGUAUGCUGAUUGCCAGGAGUGUAAGCUGAUUGUAUGCUUUUCCUGUUCGGCUGUUUCCAGUAUUCGUGUGUUUCCUGUUCGGGAGUUGGUGAAUUCGUGUAGUUUGCGGUUAGGGAGAUUGGUGCUUACAGUAGCUGUCGGUGCAUCUGGAAAGGGGAAUAUUGCCUAAAUAGUUAUUAACCUCUUAUGUGUAAAACCUCUUACAUAGCUUUUCAGUAUGUGUUUCUCUUUAUUUCCAGGAGGCACUUGUAUUGGCUAUGGAGAUCCUCAUUACUUUACGUUUGAUAACUAUCCUCAUACCUUCAUGGGAAACUGCACAUACACCCUCACAAAGCUGUGCGAACAGAACAGCACUCUGACAUAUUUCAAUGUGGAAGUUGCACAUGAGUACAGGGGGGAGAACACCCUUGUAUCUUAUGUCAAGCAAGUAACAGUAUAUGUUCAUAAUUAUGCUAUAAGCCUGGAAAAGGAUAGGCUUGUAAAGGUAAGCAGAAAAAAAAAGAAACAAUGGAAAUUUAAUAUUAAUAGCUUAAAACAGCAAGACGGCUCACGUGUUUAAAUAUUUUGUCCAUUCUCACCAAUACCGAUUUAUUUCCAAUCCCAACUCCAGAGAAGAGAAAUUAAAAGGGACACUAUAAAAUUGGUGUACUGAAACAUUUAUAAGCAAUCAUUCAUCAUACUUUUUUAUUAUAUAAUUAUAUAUAACAAAUUAUCUAAUCAUUCACAUACUGCAAAAUAAUAUUAGAACACAUACAAAAAUGUCUAUAUGGCAAUAAUACAAUGACACAUAAAAAAAAAACAUUACCCAGUAUUCCAGUAAAUAAAACUUCUCUGUGUGCUGGUGUCAGUUAGUACAAUAUCUCACUCGUUCUGUAGUUCAUCCUGAGUUUGUAUAGUCCAACCACAGACUGCAAAGCUCAACAGACAAUGUUUUUAAAUGUUAUUCAUAUUAUAUUAUGUUUCAUGUAUGAAUAGUUGAUGUAAAGUGAAAGCCCUGUUUCUCUUGAACAAAAUGAUCUAUAAUAUGUGUAAGUGCACUUAAUAUAAAAAAGAGAUUUAUUAUUAUUAACAGACUUAUAACUGCAGUUUCAUGUCUUGUUUUGAUUAGAACUUGUAAGGGAUUAAAAGUUGUAAAUGUUUAUUUUUAUCCAAAAAUGUAGUUACAGUAGAAUAGUAGAACAAUAUUUUGUUUUAUAGCACAUUACUUUGAAUAGAAUUUUGCUCUAUGCUUAUGUGCUAAAAUAUACAUAAUGUUAAUCUGAUGAAUACUAAAUUCUAAAACUCCUCAAAAUUAUGGCCAUUGAAUACAUCAGAUUAAUGAAUUUGUAAACCACUGUGCAAUUUCUUUGUAAAGGUGCAAUUUGAUUAUUUUUGUAUAUGGUUGACUUUUAUCAUUACAUCAGGAUAAAUAAUUUAAAGUUGCUUAUGCACAAAUCAUUUGUAGUUCUACUUAGAAAAAUAUUUACAGCUAUUAAAUAAAUUUGAUUUAAUUGAUCAAUUACUAAUUUCUAAAAAUCAAAAAAUCCCAGGUAAAUGGACAGAUCCAGCCUCUUCCCCUGAACUUGUCUCCAGGUGUGUCUAUUGAUUUGAGUGGUCAGUAUGUUGCUGUCACAGUUAAUGCUGGGUUAAGAGUGAAAUAUGAUGGAGACCACCGAGUCGAAGUAACACUUUCUAAAGUGUAUGAGAGAAAAGUAUGUGGAAUAUGUGGCAAUUUCAACAAUGAUCGUCGAGAUGAUACUGUCAAUCUUGCUGGGCAAAAAGAAGACAAUUCUAUCAGUUAUGGCAAUGGCUGGCAAGUACCUAGUGAUACUCAGUAAGUAAAUUGUAUUGCUUCUAAAUCUGGUCUUUCUUGUCAUAUGCAAUAACUUCUAGCACCAUUAUACUUUGCAUUACUCUUUGUAUAGAUUACAGACCGACUGAACAAUCUUUUUUUAGUCUUUUUUUCUUUCAUGAACUUUGCAUGUCUGGCAUCCUUCACACACCAUUAGUGUGUUUAAUGCGGAAUGAUAGGAAUUUGCUUCCUUUAUUUACCCCCAUCUUUGCUGAGUUGCAUCAUUUCCAGCACGCAAGAGUGAUGUUGCUUGUGAUGUCAAUCUCAAAUCUAGGGGUUUGCUUACAUGAGGCUCAUUCCUCUAUUUUUGCAUUGCUAGUCCAUGGUCCUUGCCUGGUUCUAGGUGUUUGUGAUAUUGUUGCUUCUGUUCUUGAUUUACUGUGUUUGACCUGGUUUAUUUUUCAUUUCUCUUUGUUUGUUCUGACUAGUUUGACUAAGUUGUCCUCUGGUACCAUGACCUUGACUUGUAUCCUGCUUUCCUCAGUUAGAGUACACCUUGCAGUGUCUUUCUACAAGUUUUGUCAUGACCUGUCUUUCAUAAAACCAUGUUGACUCCUGCUAGAUAUAUUUUUGUUCAAAAUUAAUUCCCCUUAAAGGAAUUCUAUAGUGUUAGGUAUACAAAUUUGUAUUCCUAACACUACAGUUCCCUCUGGUCUCCCCUCCCUCCAGGCUCCCUCAGUAGCACAUAAAGGGUUAAACAAAACAGGCCAAAAAAACUUUAUUUACUCACUUGAUUUGACUGGUGAUGUCCCUCAGCAUUGAGUUAUGCUCCCCCUCCUCCGACAUCUUCCAAUGGGGAGACCUAAUGCACAUGUGUGGUGAGUGCUGCAAGUGCAUUAGACCCUCCCCAUAAGAAAUCAUUGCCUCAUGAAGUGGUCUGGGUGACUAUAGUAUCCCUUCAACAGUCCUUCAAAUAUUUUCCCAACCACACAUGUUAAAAUCGCAUCUAUAGUAUCCAGGUUGAACUUUUGAAGCCUUUUUAAAUAUAGGAGACACAUCUGCUUUUCUCCAGUCCUUUGGUACAAUUCCUGAAAAAAAAGAAUCCUGAAAAAUUAAAAAGAGUUGUAUGGAUAUGUCUGCACUAAGCUCCCUAAGCACACGUGAGUGAAUACCAUCUGUGCCUGGGCUUUGUUUACAUUAUCUUUUUUAAUUUCUGAAGCACUUUAUGCUGUGUUAAAAAAAUCACCUGUUUGCUGUAAUGCUUUUGUAAUAAGGAUUUGCAAAUCUACAGCCAUAUAUUCUUCUUCCCUAUAUACUGAAGAAAACUAAUUAUUUAGAAUUUCUGUCUUGUCUUGAUCUUCCUUGAUUAACUCACCCAUCUAACUUUCCAAUUGACCAACUCUUUUACUCUUAACCUUUUUGGCAUUAAUGUACUUAAAAAAAGACAUGUUGGAGUUAGUCUUGAGUUGGUUAGGGAUUCUAUCCUCUGAUUUCCUGACACUAUUCAUUGUCAAUCUGUAUGACUUUGUACUCCAUGCUGUUAAAUCAUUGUUUCUACCUGACACAUACAAAAUCGUGUCUGGUGCGAUAAGUGCAUAAGGAUAAAAGUCUAGUGGACUGCCUCAAUGAAUAUUUUUGUUCAGUAUUUACAGAUGAAAAUGAAGUAAGGGGACCUCAGCUAGGAAAAAGGACAAAUAAGUCAUUUGUUACAUGUGAGUUUACAAAGGAAGAGGUUCUAUUUCAACUGUCAAAAGUAAAUACAAACAAGUCAAUGGGGCCUGAUGGAAUACACCCAAAGUUAUUGAUAGAGCUUAGUGGUGUACUAGCAAAACCAUUAACAGAUUUAUUUAACCAAUCAUUGUUAACAGGAGUAGUCCCAAAUUGGAUGUUAGCGAAUGUUGGGAAGAGUUGGGAAACUAUAGGCCAGUAAGACUUACUUAGUGGGGAAAGUAAUAGAAAUCAUGUUAAAGGAUAGGAUUGUUCAAUAUAUAAAAUCACAUGGAUUUCAAGAUCAGAGAUAAUAUGGGUUUACUUCAGGGAGAUCAUGCCAAACUAAUCAUAUUGAUUUUUUUGAUUGGGUAACUAAAAUAAUAGAUCAGGGUGGUGCAGUAGACAUUGCUUAUCUAGAUUUCAGUAAGGCUUUUGACACUUUCACAUAGAAGGCUUAUCAAUAAACUGCAAUCUUUAAGUUUGGAUUCCAAUAUUGGUGAAUAGGUAAGGCAGUGGCUGAGUAACAGGCAACAGAAGGUUGUAGCCAAUGAAGUAUGUUCAAAGCUUGGGCUUGUCACCAGUGCUUGUCACCUCAGGGAUCUAUACUUGGAUAAAUUCUCUUUAAUAUUUUUAUUAGUGAUAUUGCAGAAGGUCUUGAUGGUAAUAUAUGUAUUUUAGCUGAUGGUAUGUAAGGUAUGUAACAGGGUUGAUGUUCCAGAAGGGAUCAGCCAAAUGGCAAAUGAUUUAGGUAAACUAGAAAAAUGGUCAGAGUUGUGGCAGAUGAUAUUUAAUAAGGAUAAGUGCAUCUUGGACGUAAAAACCCAAGGGCAGAGUACAGAAUAUUUGAGUCCCACCUCAACAUCUGAGGAAAGGGAUUUACGGGUAAUUAUUUCAGAUGACUUAAAGGUAGGCAGACAAUGUAAUAGAGCAGCAGGAAAUGCCAGCAGAAUGUUUGGUUGUAUAGUGAGAGGUAUUAGCAGUAGAAAGAGGGAAGUGCUCAUGCCAUUGUACAAAACACUGGUGAGACCUCACUCGGAGUAUUGUACGCAGUAUUGGAGACCGUAUGUCCAGAAGGAUAUUGAUACUUAAGCGAGAGUUCAGAGAAGGGCUACUAAACUGGUUUAUGGAUUGCAGGAUAAAACUUACAAGGAAUGAUUAAAGGAUCUUAACAUGUAUAGCUUGCAGGAAAGACAAGAGAGGGGGAGAUAUGAUAGAAACAUUUAAAUACAUAAAUAGAAUCAACACAGUAAAAGAGGAGACUAUAUUUAAAAGAAGAAAAACUACCACAAGAGGACACAGUCUUAAAUUAGAGGAGCAAACGUUUUAAAAUAUCAGGAAGUAUUACUUUACUGAGUGGUUAGUGGAUGCAUGGAAUAGCCUUCCAGCUGAAGUGGUAGAGGUUAACACAGUGAAGGAGUUUAAGCAUGCGUGGGAUAGGCAUCUGAUUGUCUCAUUUUAUGGAAUAUUAAAUUAUAGAUCGUUAUGUUACUAUAUAAUUGGUUACUAUACCUUUAAGAUCCUGAUACUUUGUUUGAGCAGACCCCAUGUCUUGUUUUUUUAUAUGUUACUUAUACAUAUGUUUUAACAUGUGAACUUAUUUUUUGGUGAGGUGGUGAACCCAUGAAUAAACUUACCUUCAUUAUCCUGGAGUGCUGCCCGUGUUCCUCUUCUUUUAAUAUUGCAUUGGUGGAUUCAGCGGUGUCCAUCCUUUACCAGGGGUGGGCAAUCUUCGGCCCUCCAGAUGUUAUGGGCUACAUCUCCCUUGAUGCUUUGCUAGCAUUAUGGCCCUAAGAGAAUUAUGGGGGAUGUAGUCCAAAAGAUUGCCCACCCCUGAUUUACACUGAGCGCCUCCUUGGUGGAAGGUCGGAGCAUUAAUGCGGAACUCGAGUACAGGGUAUACUGUUUCUGUCUGGUUUUUAUCUCCCGUCACAUUCUAUGUUUCUAUGUUUGGAAUACAUCUUUUAUCUUUUAACUGAAUCAAGUGGUCUCUCUAAUAGAUUACAGAUUUGAAGAUUACAGAGGUAUUUUAUAACUAUUUUAUCAAAAUCAUGUUUGUGUGCAAAUCACUACUGAAUCUCAUGUUUCUUUUUACUCUUUAAAGCUGCUCAUUAGACUCUGACCAAAAAUUUGAUUGCUCUGAUGAUGUAAGACGCAAAAUUGAGAGCUAUGAAUCCUGUGGCAUAAUGCUUCCGUUUGAUGGUAUAUUCCAACGCUGCCAUCUAAUAGUAGAUCCAAGGGAGUACUUUGUAAACUGUUACUAUGACAUGUGUGCACUACAACUAGACCCACAUACACUCUGUAUCCACAUCCAAUCUUAUGCAGAUGCUUGCCAGGAGGCAGGAGCCAUUGUGCUCCCCUGGAGAAAGGAAACUUUCUGUCGUAAGUAUGAUCUUAAAGACUAACAAUUAAGUGAAGCAUCAAUACUUAAACUAAUAAAGCCAUAAAACACCUGGUCUAUGCUACAAUCAGCAGUUUAAUUAAUUAAGGUCUAACUGACAAUUCAUAAUCAAUUUAAGCUACUAAAAAGUCAACAAUAUUAUGCAAUUUAUAUAAUUUCCCUUUGACUGACAUUAACAAUUAUUUUUUCUUUAGCAAAUAUGUCACAUUUUCUAAUAUAACAUAUCACCUAAACUAUACUAUAUGUUUUACCCAAUUAAGGAUCAGUGAGGCCCUGUUUCAUCAUAACACUUUAAAGGGACACUGUAGUCACCUAAACAUCUUUAGCUUAAUGAAGCAGUUUUAGUCUAUAGAUCAUGACUCUCAGGUUUCCCUGCUCAAUUCACUGCCAUUUAGGAGUUACCCAGGAAAAAUAGGAAGAAAUGGGAUCUGUGUGAAAAUGGGUGUAAAAGGGAAUAAACACCACAUCCACACUGAUCCCAUGCACCAGGAGGGCACUCCUCUAGGUUACUGUCUAGAGGAUUAGCAGCACUAAUAAUCAAAAGUAGGACAGGUGCAAAUUAAAAUUGACCCAUAGGUCACAGUAACCUUUCUCCCUUUAGCAUUUUUACCGGUGCUCAGGAAUUAAGGGGAGAUCUACUAACACUCUAUGCAUUAAAAGGUCAGGACUCAUUAAGCCAGUAUAUUGCAGACUUGGGCGUUUAGCACUUCAUCUCCUCACUUACUUAGGCAUGGGAGUUUGUUAUGAUUUACAAUUUUUCUUCUAUGCCUAUCUGGUAAGUCCCACAAGGAGAGAGGCUUUCUUUAUUUUAUUUUACUUUAUCCAUCUGUCUACUUUGAUUAUUAGGGCUGCCAAUCUUUUAGACAGUGACCUUUCUCCCUUUGGCACUUUUUCUGGUGCUUCGGUACUAAGUGGAGAUUUACUAACACCCUAUGCAUUAAAGGGCCAGGACUAAUAAAGACUAUAUGUAUAUUGCAGAAUAGAGAUGUCGCGAACCGUCCGAAGCUGCCUUCAACAUGGAUGCUGUCCAGGAAGUAGGAGGGUCUGGGAGGGAGGGUCUGCUGGAGAUUGGCCGGGAUGUGUCAGCUGACUGGAGUUCGCCGCGAACGGUUCGUGGCGAACCGCGGCGAACCGUUCGCGAGAAGUUCGCGGACGGUUCGCGACAUAUCUAUUGCAGAAUUAGGUGUUUAGUAACUUUAUCUCCUCUCUUACUUAGGCAUGGGAGUAGCCUUAUGAGGCUAGUUUGGUAUUUAUUAUUAUUUGGAGUUAGUUUAUUUUUGUGUUGCUACUUUCUGUUACUUCAGAUAUUUAGUGGUCUCCCUCUGGUUAUAUUAUUCCAUACCACUGGAUGCUUUGGUGCCUACAUCUUUAUCUCCAGCCAGCAUUAUAUUCAGUUUGUGAAUUUUUGCUUUUUUGUUUCUGCAUUUAGGAGUUAACCCCUUCAGGAUGAAGUGAAUAAUACAAAACAAAAUGUAAACAAAAACUGAAAUUUGCACUAUAUGUCUGUCCAACCGUAAUUCACCUCUUUCAUGUUAAGUGCACCCACACUUAUUAUAUAUCAUUUUGUUCAGGAGAGACAGGGCUUUCAUUUCUCAAGAACUAUUCAUAUAUGAAACAUAAUUUAUUAUGCAUAAAAUUUUAAAAAACUGUGAGAAAUUAAGAAUUUUUUAAAACAUGUGUAGUUCCGUCUGACAUUUUAGCUGUAAAUGUAAUAAUACUGUUAGUUUUUAGUGCACUAAAAUGGACAUAUUUGUAUUUAGCAAAGUCUCACAAGUGCAACAGUACCCCCCAUUAACAGGUUUUACGGUGUUAUGGAAAGUUACAGGGUCAAAUAUAGCACAUUCCAUUUUUCAGUUUUUUCACGUUGAAAUUUGCCAGAUUAGAUUAUUACAUUUGAGAUCAUAUGGCAGCCCAAGAAUGAGAAUUACCCCCAUGAUGGCAAACCAUUUGCAAAAGUAGACAACCCAAGGUAUUGCAAGUGGGGUAUGUCCAGUCUUUUUUUAGUAGCCACUAAGUCACAAACAUUGGCCAAAUUUAACAUUCAUAUUUGUUUUUGUGUGAAAAAAAGCAAAAAACUAAUAUUUGGCCAGUGUUUGUGACUAAGUGGUUGUCCUGAUGAAAGUUCCUGAAUGGAACUGAAACUUUGACUGUUACACUUUUUAGUAAAAGAAGUUCCUAAGAAAGCUACCUGGGAGUGCUGAUUUUUUCUUUCAUACAUUUAGUGCAAUCAAGCACCGGGUCAAAUAAGGCUUUUUUUCAAUAUAUAUAUAUAUAUAUAAACAUAUAUAUAUAUAUAUAUAUAUAUAUAUAUAUAAACAAUUUUCGUCCCUGCACACAAGCUGAAAUAUUAUAAAUUGCCGGGUGCCAGCCAGGGCUCAAGCAUAUUCAAAUAGCAACAGAUAUUAGCUGCACUCACGGUCUGUGAUAAAAUCUUCAAUUCUUUAUUGGAUUCGUUUUAAAAAUUAGAUCGAUGUUUCAGUCCUCCUUGUGGACCUUCUUCAGGAUCAAACAUGGAAUUCUAGUAUAACAGUUGUCAAAUAGAUACAUACAUAAUUACAAACAUAAUUGAAUGUAGGUGCAUAUUUGCUUACCCCAGGUGUUGUUUGUUGCCUUCGGUGUUCUCCAGAGUCCCAGGAGCAUGCAUGUGGUGACUCCACCCCCUCGAGUGACAUAAUGCCGUAUCGGCAUGAUGACGGUCGGCUCGUCUCCACAGCAACGAUGUUAAACAAACAGACGAUGCUCGUGGAAACUGUCGAUCAUAUAACAGUGAAUUAAGAGUACUGUACAAAUCCAGUACAUAUACUGAUGAUUAAUAUAAGAUUCGGUGAAAUAAUAAAAGGAUGAAUAAAGUGCUUAAGUAUUAUAAUAAUGCUAUCAUUAGAUCGCCAUUCUAAAUUGAAUAUUACCAAUAUAUAAAGUGACAUUGCUUAUAAUGUCAAGUGCACUGAGUGCUCAUAGUACCAAUAAUAAAAUUGCAUUGAACAGGUGUAAAGUGCUUAAAAUAUGAACCAUAAAGUGGCAAAUAGUACAGGAGAAAACUCCUAAUGUGAAAAAUGCUUCUUGUGUCCCCUUCCAUAGGAUCAGAAGAUCAUAAAUGUAGCGGAAAUACUCUACAGCCCACCCUAGGGUUUUACAGGAUUCCCUUGCAAAAGCGCAAUACAUGCGUGUCAUCAGAAAUAAUUCCAAUGAUGGAAUCAGAGAAGUCCAACUACCGGAAAUGACUUUAAAGUUCUUAGAAUGAGGCUACAAGAAAUAUGUCCUACAGAAAGCACUUAAAGAAGCACAGAGUGUCAGCUUUUGUCGCAAGGAAGUAAGCCCGUCAAGACUAGUGUUUCCCAUGGAAUUUCAUCAAAAGAGCCCACAAAUAGCCAAUACAAUACGACGGAAUUGGCGGAUGAUCUCAAAUGAUGACACGCUGCCAAAAGUUUUUAAAGAAAAAACUCUUCUUUGCUACAGAAGGAACAGGAACCUUAAAGACCUGCUGGUUCAUACAGAUUCUAUUAAAAGCUAUACACAAGCCAAUAGUGUCCAAAACCGAAGUUCAGUAUGAUGCGUAGGCUGUGUUACGUGAAGCCACAUGUUACCAGCACGUAUAUUUAACCAUCCUCAUACUAAUAAAAAAUACGAGAUCAAACACACUAUUACCUGUAAAACAUCCCACGUUGUUUACAAGUUGACCUGUCCCUGUGGUCUCUCCUACAUCAGAAAAACCGAGACGGCCUUAUGUGAACGGAUAAGAGGACACAGGUCCAGCAUCAAAUUAGCCUACAGAGAUGGAAAGUCAGACAAACCCGUGGCAAAACAUUUUUACAACUGGACCAUGCCUUAUCAACCUUGAAAUUUAUAGGCAUUGAUUAUGUGCCAUUGCCAGCGAGAGGUGGUGACCAAGGCAAAAUGUUACUAAACUGUGAGGCCUAUUGGAUCCAUGAACUAGGCACUUUAUUCCCAAAGGGACUUAAUGAAACUAUCCCUUUCUAUUUGUUUCUGUGAACUAGGGUGAAAGGACAUUCGUUUAUGAUGCACUAAUCUUGCUUGCAACUUGAACUUUUGUUUUUAAGAUAGAAGUAUACUACCUAGUCACAGUGGGGAUUAUCAAUAGGCAUGUUUAUAAAUGUAUUAAAACAAAGCCAGUAUGUACUCCACUACUUAAGCAUUUCCCCUGUCGCAAUUGGAAUAAACAAAGGGUUGCUGCAAUAGAAGUAAUAGCUAUAAUUUAUAUACAGCACUAGUAGACAGGGUAGUACUCUCUUCUUAAGAGAAUAAUCAUUAUUUUUAACAGAUGUUAUAAAUAAUGUAAUCUUAAUUUUAAUUUCAAAAAGGAUCUGUAUCAAAUUAGCACUUGGCACUUUUUUCACAUUAGGAGUUUUCUCCUGUACUAUUUGGCACUUUAUGGUUCAUAUUUUAAGCACUUUACACCUGUUCAAUUCACUUUUAUUAUUGGUACUAUGAGCACUCAAUGCGCUUGACAUUAUAAGCAAUGUCACUUUAAAUAUUGGUAAUAUUCACUUUAGAAUGGCGAUCUAAUGAUUGCAUUACUAUAAUAUUUAAGCACUUUAUUCAUCCUUUUAUUCUUUCACCGAAUGUUAUAUUAAUCAUCAGUAUAUUUACUGGAUUUGUACAGUACUCUUAAUUCACUGUUAUAUGAUCGACAGUUUCCAUGAGCAUCGUCUGUUUGUUUAACAUUGCCAUGGAGACGAGACAACCGUCAUCACGCCAAUACGACAUUAUGUCACUCGAGGCGGCGGAAUCACCACACGCAUGCGCCCCGGACUCGAGAGAACGCCGAAGGCAACACACAACACCUGGGGUAAGCUAAUAUGCACCUAUAUUCAAUUAUGUUUGUAAUUAUGUAUGUAUAUAUUUGACAACUGUUAUACUAGAAUUUUAUGUUUGAACCUGAGGAAAGUCCACAAGGAGGACUGAAACAUCAAUCUAAUUUUUAAAACGAAUCCAAUAAAGAAUUCAAGAUUUUAUCACAGACCGUGAGUGCAGCUGAUAUCUGCUGAUAUUUUUAUAUAUAUAUAUUAUAUAUAAAUACACUUUUGCCUUAUUAGUUUCCCCAUAAGAUAAAACCUUUUUUGUCCUUUUAUCUUAACCUGUAUGGGUAUGCUGUUACCUUGUAUCCUUGCAUUAAUGAUCUCUUAUAGUUGUCUAUUUUGUGUACACAAUUACUCUUGUAUAUUAUUGCUUACAAAUAGGUAAUGUUGUCACACCUAUUAUUGCUAUGUUUUAGACUAAUAUUUUUUCAAUAAUAAAAUAAAUCUAAUUGCAAAUUAAACUGUAUUUGUACUUUACAGCUCUGUCAUGUCCACCCAACUCUCAUUAUGAGCAAUGUGGUACAUCGUGUCCAGCCACUUGUUCAAACCCAGAAUCCUCACCCACUUGCAAUCUCCCUUGUGCUGAGGGAUGUGUCUGUGACACAGGAUAUGUUCUCCAAGAUAAGAAGUGUGUCCCUACAGCAGAAUGCCAAGGAUGCUGGGAUGGCAUUAAAAAUCAUCCAGUGAACUUUGAAUUCUGGACCGAUGACACCUGUUCUACAAAGUGCAGAUGUCCAUCUGAAGGAAGUGAAUUUACCUGUACUCCUUCUUCUUGUCCAGAUGACAAACACUGUGGCAUAACAAAUAGCAUACCUGGCUGCUAUGAUCAAACAUUUGGCAACUGCCUAGUCUAUGGGGAUCCUCAUUAUAAUACCUUUGACAAAGCAGUUCAUCACUAUAUGGGAGUGUGCACCUACACACUCUCCAAACUCUGUAGUAAUUCCACUCUGCCAUAUUUUAAUAUUGAAGCAAAGAAUGAGCAUCGUGGUAACCCAACAGUGUCAUAUAUUCAAAUGGUUAUGGUAGAUAUUUACAAUCAUCAAAUAACAAUUGUGAAAAAUGAACCAAAACGUGUCCUGGUAAGCUACCCUUCAAUGUUCUUGAUCCUACUAAGUGGGCAUAUUUUAUUAUACAUAAUUAAUAAUGUAAUUGUCUAUGGCCAUCAAAUAACAAUUGUGAAAAUGGAGCAAAAUGGUGUCCUGGUAAGCUGCAAUUUAAUUUAUUUAAAAAAAUCUGCAACGUAAAGGUAAAGUAAGUUAUUUUGUUAAGUAGAAAGAAAACUAAAUUCUGUUCUCUGUUUAAAGUUGCAAUGUUUGAUUUAAAUGGUGCUAAUCAGGACUUGUUUUAUUGACUCUUGUUAACUGUACAAUGAUGUUCAGUAUUAUUUAGAUAUACAUAUUUUUCAAUGACUCCUAUUUUUUUAUUUAAGCUUAAUGGUGUAUGGACCAUUCUCCCAGUAAGUUUGGAUAAUGGAAACUUGACAGUAAGCCGAAGUGGAAAAUAUAUCCUUGUGGAGACUGAUUUCAAACUCACAGUCUCAUAUGACACUGAUCAUACAGUGGAGGUAAAUGUUCCUACCACCUAUUUCAACCAGACAUGUGGAAUAUGUGGUAAUUUUAAUGGAGACCUAAUAGAUGACUUCAUGAUGCCUAAUAGUCAACAAGCACAGGACACUAAUCAGCUGGGAAACAGCUGGAAAGUAGAUGAUGAUGAUCCAUCAUGCACACCAGUUCCUCCACCUCCAAUUUGUCCACCAGAGAAGGAAGAAUUUUAUGAGAGAGAUACCUACUGUGGCCUUAUAAGAAGUAAAGAUGGUCCAUUCCAGGCUUGUCUUUCUGUAAUCAACCCAGACAGAUUCAUGAGCAGCUGUGUGUUUGACCUGUGUGUCCUUGGUGACGCUGCUCUGUGCAAUGCAUUAGAGGCAUAUGCUGAUGCCUGCCAACGGGCUGGAGUUAGCAGCACUUGGAGAAACUCAACAUUCUGCGGUGAGUAUUGGGUAUGGUUUCAAAAAAUGUGUCGGGUACCUGUUAUAACUACCCAGUGCUAUUCAAAUAAUCUUUAGACUGCUUAAACAAACACAUUUUAAAUCAAACUGGAAUAAUUACAAAUAUAUAUAUAUAUAUGAAAUUAUUAAUAUUAUUGGCAUUUAUAUAGAGCCAACUUAUUUUGCAGUGCUUUACAUUAUUAUAAAGGAGGGAAUAUAAAAAUAAAUUAAACAAUCAUAAUAUCUUACAAGAACAAUAGAUUAAUGAGGAUCCUGCUGAACAAGCUUACGAUCUAUAGAAUGUUUAAGAAUGACUUGUAAAACACAUUUUUUUUUUUUUUUUUACUAUUUACUCAGCUCUCAAUUGUCCUGCUAACAGUCACUACAACCAAUGCACCAGUGCAUGUCCUGACACUUGUCUGAAUCAGAAUGCAUCAAGCAAUUGCACUAAACCAUGCAUUGAGGGCUGCCAGUGUGAUAAUGGCUUUGUUCUUAGUGGGAGUACCUGUGCUGAAGUCAAUGAUUGUGGAUGUUCUUAUAACGGCACAUAUCAUCAGGUCAGUUUUGGGCACUUUAUUCACUUCACCUCCUUGCUGGUAGUAACGUGAAAUGACACUGAGAUUUCAUGUAGUGCUGGGAGAACUUAAAUAUUGUCUUCAAGAAAAUCUUAUCCAAGAUGAUGAUCAACCAACAUAUAAGCAGUAAAUUAUCACCUUGUGUAUAGGUGGUGUGCUACACCCAUCUUAUUCUCCUUAUUCCUAUCCAAACAGAUGUCAUGUAUGAAGACUAUUAUGGAGAGUUCAAUAGUUUUAUGUUUAGAAAUAAUACAUCUGUUUGUGACGGACUGACUGAUUGAUUGAUUGAAUUACACUGUUAUAAAUAUGUCUAAUUUUACAGGAAGGAGACUGGUUCUGGCUAGAAGAAUGUGAGGGCCAAUGCACAUGUAUCGGAAAUAACCAUGUAACCUGCAAUGACAAGAAAUGUCAAGCAAACCAAAUGUGUAAAGUCCAAAGGGGUGUUCUAGGAUGUCACCAGUCAGACUCCACCACUUGCCAUAUUUAUGGUGACUCACACUAUGUCACAUUUGAUGGCAAACUGUACCAUUUCCAAGGAGCUUGUACUUAUACCACUGUGGAGUCCUGUCGAUACUCCUCUGUUAACUUCUCAAUCACAACGAGGAAUGAGCACAGGGGAACUUUGGACUGGACAGGUUUAAAUUCAGUUGCUGUUAAAAUUGGGGACCAGAACAUUGUACUGGGGAAGCAAAAAAAUGCUUAUGCGUCACACAUAGAGGUAAGCAAAUUUGAAAUGUAUUAUGAUUGUUUGCAGGUAAAUUCAUAAUUAUUGAGGGUUUAAUAUAUUUAAUUUUUAUGGACAUCUUAAACUGUGUUCAUAUGUUUAACUUAUUUUAUUUUUUUAGGUAAAUGGAAGAAAGAUUACUUUUCCAGCACAUACAGGCUCUGGAAUCUUAAUAUAUAAUAGUGGACCCUAUGUUGUUCUCCAAACUGAUUUUGGCCUGGAGGUUAAAUUUGAUGGAAAACAUGAACUGUUUGUUAAAGUGCAUGAAAAGUUCAGAGGUCAACUCUGUGGUCUUUGUGGAACUUAUACUGGUAAUAUAAUGGAUGAUUUCUUAAAGCCUGAUGGUUUAAUGGCACACACCUCAACUGAGUUUGGAAACAGCUGGCGAAUUUCUGAUGACGACUGGGAGUAAGUAUGACAUAACAAUAAAGCCACAGCACAACACAUCUAAAUAGAACCACAAUAAUUGUAAAAAGAGUACUGAAAACACAAUAAAUAAUAUAUCCAGUUAAUGUAGUUUUGGUACCAGCAGAGUCCUUUUCCCAUACCUAAGCUUGUUGCUGUGGCUCUCAGCCAAUUCAUGUUACCUAAAUAUGGACAAAAAUAAAGGAACACACUAAGCACUAUUCUCAGCCAAUUCAUGUUACCUAAAUAUGGACAAAAAUAAAGGAACACACUAAGCACUAUAACCACUACAGCCUGUUCUACUGGUUAUGGUGCCAGGUGUGCCUUGACGUCCUCCCAUAGAAAAUAUUGAUAUGACAGCAUACCUGAGGUCCAUUGAAAGCCUUUUACCACCUCCCAAAGAGCUAGAAGCUCAUCCAUGGAGCUGUUCUUCUCCACUGAGCUAAACCCUGCUGUGUAGUGCUGGAGUAAAGGUUGAGACUGUACUUAAACAGUUUGACAAUCCUGGCAAUCCUGGCACCAUAACUAUCACAGCAGGUUCUUGUAGUUAUUGUACAUAUACUGUUUCUUUAUUUACUUAUUAUUACUGAAUUUAUUUAUUUACUUAUGUGGAAUUGUAUCUUUGGCAAUAUCAAUAUGCUAUUCGCUAUUGGCUGGAUCACAGACUUCUGGAGUACCCUAGCUUUGUGUCAAUCUUUUCAAAAAUGGUUUGACACAAAACCAGGGAACAGAGGCCAUACUGGCACCAUAACCAUUAUAGAGGGCUGAAGUAGUUUACAGGUUUAGGCUGCCCAUUUCAACAACAUUGCAAAAUAUGUUAAAGCAUGAUGUAUUGUGUGGAUUUACAUUAAAGCAGGGGAGGUCCAAGGGUGCAAAAGACUACGGGCUUUUGCCCAAGGUAUAUUUUUUGUCCCAUCCUGUAUAUAUUAAUUUAAGUCCCUCCUAAAAACAGCCCUAAAAGAUGUCCUAAAUCCAUUCCUAAUCCCUGUGUUCUGACAUUGGGACCCCAAGACAUGCUGGAUUAACUUGUCAACCCACUGCAUUAAAGCCGUAAACCCACAUCAAUAUCCCCACAUUGUGCUUUAUAAUAAAAUAUCUUGCCCUAAAUAUUACACAGGACUUGAUACGAACAAUGAAAUGGUGCUAGAAUUAGAGUGAUGGCUUUUUAGGACCGCACUGAGGGCUCCAGUCCUUGACAGCCCCUCCCUAACUACACCUCUGCAUCAAAGGGAAUCUUUCAUGACAUACCUUAACCUCUGCGCCCACACCACAUUGUUCUUAUAGAGGUGCUUGGUAUACUUCUGUUACAUAUUUAAACAUUGUUACAUUUAAAAAAAUGCAAAUGUAUAAAAAUGGAUAAUAUAGUAAAACUACAUUUUCCUUUAGGUGUGAAGAUUAUGUUAUAAUUCCUCAUCCUUGUAACCCUGCUGAUGAGAAACUCUAUGAAGAACAAUGCAAAAUCAUUCUCUCAAUCAAUGGUCCUUUUGAAGAAUGUCACUUUUAUAUCCUACCUGGGAUGUACUUUGAGAGCUGCGUCUAUGAUCAAUGUGCCACAGGAGGAGACAUAGAACAGUUUUGCAAUGCCUUAGAGUCAUAUGCUGCCGCCUGUGAGAAUGUUGGUCUCAACCUUGAAAACUGGAAAGAUGACGCUAUCUGUAUGGAGGGAAAAAAAUACCCUGAUAUUUGA